Ylistrum balloti is the source of this 1570-nucleotide messenger RNA. Its product is annotated as F-box only protein 15-like. The record is from RefSeq and is a predicted model, not a curated record. Bases 1 to 1491 code for a protein of 496 amino acids. Gene Ontology annotation, molecular function: protein binding. The transcript is spliced from 15 exons. Lineage: Eukaryota; Metazoa; Mollusca; Bivalvia; Pectinida; Pectinidae.
AUGAAUCAACAUAAAAAUCUUAUGGUAAACUAUUUAUCAAGUCACAAGUCUACGCCACCAAUCUCAGGAGAUCGCAGGACGAGAAGAACACCAAGUGACACAAGUUCAAAUAUUAGGAGACCAGCUAACCGUCCUCGGCAGGGGUUACAAAACUCAUCAAAACAUUUGUCAAGGACACCACAAAGGAAGGCAACUAUUCAUGAGAUUCCAGAUGAAGUACUUUUGAAAGUAUUCAGUUUCUUUGGCGCCCAAGACUUGAUUUUAGUAUCACAAGUUUGUCAGCGAUGGAGGAACUUAGCCAAUGAUAAUUCCUUAUGGAGGCCAAUAUUUUUGAAGUAUGCUCCGAAAAGUGGAACUGAAGCUUCAGGAACUGGAAGUUUAAACUCUCUGUCUCAACUCAAGACAGCGUGCAUCAGGAGAUGCAUUGAACAGAGGAACAAGCGAGUGUUCAGGUAUCUGCGAAAGAAAAGUCCAUACACAGGAAUUGCCCAGCAGCGAGAUGUGGAGAAAGCCUUGACAGACUCCUGUGUAUUCUGGCAGCUGGCAUUUGUGGAUGCCAGUAACAAUGAAGUAUGUAUACAGAGUCGUGACUUGUCCAUCCACACCAUGGCUGCCUCCGUCCGUUGGUACAAUUUUGACAGCCAGUCACUACAGUCCACUAAGGCCAUCAGGAUAUACUCAUGCAAUCCAAUUUUCUUUGAUACAAAGAAAGGCUGUGCUGUCAAGGACAGUCCUUACCAGAGGUCAUUGUUAAUGACCUUUCAGUUGAAAUGGAGUUCCUGGGUGGGAACCAACAAACCAGUAGGAGAAAAUGACACUAUCAAUAUCUAUUCUCUCCCAAGAGGAUUGGCGAUAGCAGUUUGGAAGGAUGGAGGAGAAGUGGCCUUUGUUUGUGUUAGUUUUCACUUACACCACCUGGUGGACAGAUGUUUGAGAGGGAACUCUGUCGAACCAUUCUGUCCCCCACUGCCUCCUGUUAUUACAGACGAUAUUGAUUCCGCUUUCGGUCUGCAUGGUUACAAUUGUACUGUCCAGCUGAGGACGAUGAAGCAACAGAUUUGGGAUCAACAGUUCAGAGGUCUAAAUUGUCGCAGUAACCAUGGUGGUGGCUAUGCACAGUUUGUCCUGAUUGAACCCCAUGAACGUCAGAUCAUAAAUAAGGAAAUAGUGUUUCCCUGGAAAACAGAGGCAUUCAAAGGGAAAGUUCAGAAUGCUUGCUGGCUUGACAUCACCGUGAUAGACGAGACUGGGGACGUGUUCUGGGCUGCCAGUGCCCUGGUGAAUUCCAAGGCAACCUCUAGAGUUGGAGCCAGCUCUCUUGACUUCGAGUACUGUGAUGAUGGUGCACGCUCCAUUGAUCUGAUCGAUGAGGUGGGGAAAUUUCACAUGGAAUUUAGUCAGACAGACGACCGUGAUAUCUACAUUACUCAAGCCAUAUUAGGCCUCACAUUAAAGGCAAUAAAUGCACGAUUUAGCUCCAGCUACAGGUGACAGAUCCAUAUCUAGAGGUCAAACUGCAGAGUCUUUCAUCAGAAACUAAGAGAUGUCUUCCCUUGGGCGAAAGAUGCCA